AGUAAAGUAUGAAAAAUGUCAUUUUCAAUGUAACGUUAAUAUUAAGAAAUGUAAAGACCACAGUUUGUAUGAAGGUUUCAUAGUUAUAGUUUCAAAGCCUAAGUCAAUGAGAGCUUUUUUCCAUGUGGGCAUCCCACCUGUUUCCUGCUAUUCUUCCACAGGAAGCUCAGGGGGCCGCAGCCAUUUUUUCCCUCAGACCAGAGCUCAGCGCCCACUGACACACACCCAAACACACGCUUCUCAGCGGGACUUAAUAAUACUAUGAGCACUCCCUCAUGUGUUACUAUUAUAUCCAACAGGAAACAGAUUUGGACAGAGUGAUUAGUACUUCAACCAAAUUCACUCGCUCAAGAGCAUUUAUCUGCUUACUUUUUCAUCUUUUGACACAUAUUUCAUUACCGUAAUUAUAUCCUGAUAUCUGGAAUACAUACGACUGGUCCUGCGUAUGUGGAUGAGAGUAAAACCCAUUUGGAUUGAGACAUGGAACGGCUCUUUUUUCUUCUCACUGCCUUGUUUGCAUCUUCAUCCAUAAUCUCGGCAGGAAAUGACACAAACGUACCAACUACGGUGCUUCCCAACACAACUGCUACGUCUCCAUGGUCUAUUGAUUCAACAACAGAAGUCCAAACUGAAAAAACAGUGCCUUUUGCAUCUAAAUCUGAGGAUGACAUGACCAACCACACCUCAAAUACUGUGAACACAACCUUCGCUCCUGUAUCCUCCAACUACACAAGCAGUACUGUUGGACUGGGCCUCUCUUUGCAUAGCACAUCAGAACAGUCCAUCAUCACCAGCUCCACAUUAACAACAACAAAAUCCUACACAAACACAGCUCUAAAUUCCAGCUCAUCCCCAGCAGCCAAAAUAACAGGCAUUACUGAUGGAUCCGGUCUCUCUUCAGAUAACACAUCAGUGGGGGUUUUUGUACUUCCGACAACAGUUAAUUCAAACAUCAGCAUGUCAGAGGUGACCGCAACACCUUCACAGGCACCAGACAGCGGUCUCACUCUACUUGCCUUUGGUGUGAUGAGCCUUAUACUCAUUUUAAUUGUUGUCAUGGUGGUCUUGGUGACUGCUAUCAACCUCAGGGGACGGUGUAGAAAUUCCAAACAGCACGAAGGUAUGAAAAGCCGUGAUUCUGUGUUGUCUGACAGCAACAUGACCAGCACCUGUGAGAAAGAGAGCAUUACUCUCGUCUCUGUAAGGACAAUAAACACAGAAAACAACUUCACCUAUCUUCUGUGCAGAUACAGAUUCUCCCCAGAUGUCUUCGGUUCACAGCACUAUAGUGGACAAUGAAGAUCAAGAAUUUACCAGAGACUUGCUGGGCAUCAGAGACGGACUGUAAUUUCACCUCAGUUCAUAGUGCAUGAGAUUAGAGGCAGCAUACUGUAUUUAUAAUGUUUAAUGAAUGUGAACGAAUGGGCAUCUGUAGCUAAUUGUCAGUGUGUACAGAUCACACAUCAUACUUAUGACAUAUAUUGGUGCACUGCAUAUAAAAUGACCCCUGUGUCAGACAUGCUCUCAUGACACAUCAUUCAUAAAUAAAAUCUCACUUUUG
Molecule: messenger RNA, 1561 nt
Organism: Labeo rohita (rohu)
Lineage: Eukaryota; Metazoa; Chordata; Actinopteri; Cypriniformes; Cyprinidae
Gene: ecscr
Product: endothelial cell surface expressed chemotaxis and apoptosis regulator
Exons: 11
Coding region: 481-1299 (272 amino acids)
Source: RefSeq, a predicted model, not a curated record